GAUUCAAUAUGGAGUUAGGUUGUCGUCAUAAUAGAGAGGAUGAAGGAUGCUGGAUUGAAUUAAUGAGGUACUACUCAUCCAGGGAAGAUUUUGUAACAAAGCUCUACUCUGUCUAUCUUAAAAGCAGACAGAGGAUUUCAUACAAACUUCAGACUUAUUUUUCAAGAUGCAUUGAUAUCGCUAAUUAGUGAUAAGCUGUGGCUGCUAAAUCUAAGGGGCACAGGAGAUACAAAAGAAUUCCUAUUUCAAAAUAGACUAUUUUCAUCUUGAUCUCAUGCAGCUUAAACUAUUUUUACUAAGCCGUACUUUUAAGCCUCUUUCAGAUUUAUGUAAACCUGAAAUUUCUUUUAAAAAUAUCACUUUUUGGUCAAGUUAUUGUGAAAUGGAUUAUACAAAGAAUGAUGUGCUCAUGUCACUUAAUGAGAGUCUUAAUGAGCCGUAAUCUGUUAAUAGCACAUCUCCUUAAAAGUAUAACAGCUUCAUUAUAUCUGUUUGAUGCUAAGGUGUCAAAGUUUUAACAAUAUUGAAUAAAAAGUGUCGACAGUAUAACUUUGAGUAACCAGAGUCACUUCAGAAGGAAGCGAUUUCCAAAUAAUUAUUCUUCCCAGUGGAAGUCUUUUAUGCUCAGAGAUAGGAGCUCUGAUGUUAAAGAGUCUUAAUAAACUUCUUUCUUUACUCCUAGUACAUCAUGAGAGACUCUCAAAAUCCCAACAUUGCUAAAACCUUUGUCAGGAACAGCUUUUAUGAGUUUAGAACAAUGAGUUGACCAAAUUUUUGCAAGCGCUAGAGCAUCUUGGCUGAAUAUUUCUGGUUAAUUAUUACUUAAC
Moneuplotes crassus is the source of this 827-nucleotide messenger RNA. The record is from the annotation of a GenBank genome assembly. Lineage: Eukaryota; Ciliophora; Spirotrichea; Euplotida; Euplotidae.